AGUUCGUUACUUGCCGAUUACAAGCGGAAGUCGACAUACUCUCUGCCUUGAGUGUCUUCUCCCUCUCGCGCGUUGACAACAUGAAGCAAAAACGGAAAGGAGAUCUCAGCCCAGCUGAGCUGAUGAUAUUAACCAUUGGUGAUGUUAUAAAACAACUAAUUGAAGCUCAUGAGCAGGGAAAAGAUAUCGAUCUAAAUAAAGUGAAAACCAGAACAGCUGCCAAAUAUGGCCUUUCAGCCCAGCCUCGUCUGGUGGAUAUCAUUGCUGCAGUCCCACCUCAGUAUCGUAAAAUCUUGGUGCCCAAGUUAAAAGCAAAACCAAUCAGAACUGCCAGUGGGAUUGCUGUUGUGGCUGUAAUGUGCAAACCCCACAGAUGUCCACAUAUUAAUUUUACAGGAAAUAUAUGUGUUUACUGCCCUGGUGGACCUGACUCAGAUUUUGAGUAUUCAACUCAGUCUUAUACUGGAUAUGAGCCAACCUCUAUGCGAGCUAUCCGUGCCAGGUAUGACCCUUUUCUCCAGACAAGGCACCGAAUAGAUCAGUUGAAACAACUAGGUCACAGUGUGGAUAAGGUAGAAUUCAUUGUGAUGGGUGGAACAUUUAUGGCCCUCUCAGAAGAGUACAGAGAUUAUUUUAUCCGAAAUUUACACGAUGCUUUAUCUGGACAUACUUCCAAUAGUGUAUCAGAAGCAGUCAGGUACUCUGAAAGAAGCCUCACAAAAUGCAUUGGAAUCACCAUUGAAACACGACCAGAUUAUUGCCUAAAGAGGCAUUUAAGUGAUAUGUUAUCUUAUGGCUGUACAAGACUGGAGAUCGGAGUACAAAGUGUUUACGAAGAUGUAGCCAGAGAUACCAACAGGGGCCACACGGUAAAGGCAGUGUGUGAAUCAUUUCAUCUGGCUAAGGAUGCAGGUUUCAAAGUUGUGGCACAUAUGAUGCCAGAUUUGCCAAAUGUAGGACUAGAAAGAGACAUUGAACAGUUUACAGAGUUUUUUGAGAACCCUGCCUUCCGCCCUGAUGGUAUGAAGCUCUACCCUACCCUGGUAAUACGUGGAACUGGUCUUUAUGAACUUUGGAAAUCUGGAAGAUAUAAAAGUUAUUCUCCUAGUUGCCUUGUAGAAUUAGUAGCUCGAAUAUUGGCUCUUGUACCACCCUGGACACGAGUGUAUCGAGUGCAGAGAGAUAUCCCAAUGCCUUUAGUCAGCUCAGGGGUGGAGCAUGGGAAUUUGAGAGAGCUGGCAUUUGCAAGAAUGAAAGACCUUGGGAUACAGUGUCGUGAUGUGAGAACCAGAGAGGUUGGAAUCCAGGAAAUUCAUCACAAAGUGAGGCCAUACCAGGUUGAAUUAGUUAGGAGAGAUUAUGUAGCAAAUGGUGGCUGGGAGACCUUUCUAUCAUAUGAGGACCCUGAGCAGGACAUUCUGAUUGGCCUUCUACGUUUGCGGAAGUGCUCAGAGGAAUCGUUUCGACCUGAGUUGAAAGGAGGUGUUUCUAUAGUCCGAGAACUACAUGUAUAUGGGAGUGUGGUUCCUGUGAGCAGUCGUGACCCUACAAAAUUUCAGCAUCAGGGAUUUGGUAUGUUACUCAUGGAAGAAGCAGAAAGGAUAGCUAAACAAGAACAUGGAGCUCAGAAAAUUGCUGUCAUUUCAGGAGUUGGUACCAGGAAUUACUACAGGAAGAUCGGCUAUGUAUUAGAAGGACCAUACAUGGUAAAGCAGCUGAACUAACUAACAUCUAUCUUUAUCCAAGAUACUUUGUGGCAAGAAGUAGAAACUUAAUUUAUAGUCAUGAGGGAGAAGGAAGGCCGGGGAUACCCAAAGCUAAUGAAACCAACAGGAAUCUUGCCCUCAUUCUACAAGAAAAAAAUUGGCAUUAAAGGUCCAUCUUGUAAGCACCAACUCUUGGGAACUUUUUGGAUCAUCUAUUUAGACUCAGCCUGCUGACACAGAGCACCUGAACAGAGCAGAUGCCUUAACCUUUAUGGCCAUAUUGCUUCUUUCGCAAGUUAUCAAUGGAACUAUUUCUAUUUAAUGAUAAAUCUUCCAUUUUCAGCAGAGAAUGAGGAUUGUUUUUCUUCUAAAUCUACUAUUACAUUUGCCUGUCAUUUCAGAGAUUUCACUGUUCAUAUGUAUUUUCUUGUGAGUUAUAUUGGCACUUUGUUUUAGGCCUUGUGAUCUAGACCAGUGGUCUCCAAAGUUUUUUUAUCUUAUAUCCCUACCAGGAAAGAAAAAUUUUUUCGUAUAUACUCCUACUUUUGUUGCUGUUCAGUCAUUCUCAGUUCUAUCUGAAUUUAUGCAAUGCCAUUUGAGGUUUUCUUGGCAAAGGUACUCUGGAGUUGUAUGCAUUGCCUUCUCUAGUUCAUUGUACAAUUGAGGAAACUGAGGCAAAUAGGGUUAAGUGACUUACCCAAGGUCAUCCAGCUAGUAAGUAUCUGAUACUGGAUUUGAACUAAAUUCUCCCUGACUCCAGGCCUAGCACCCUAUCCACUAUACCAUCUAGUUGCCCCAAUAUUCAUACAUUAUAUUUAUUUACUUAUAAAUUAUAUACCUACAACAUCCAAAAAUAUAUAUAUUUUUUGAAAGAUCAAGAUCCAUGGAUCAGCCAAACUGGCCUCUCUAUUCCAAUUUCUGCCUCUGUGCCAUUGGCCAUCCCUUGUCUGGGAUACAUUUUCAUUCUACUCAUGUCAUAGAAUCCUUUCCUUAAGGCAAAACACAAAAGUCAUCUUCUGCAAAAAGCCUUUCUAGAUCUCCCCAAUUUGCUAACAUCCUCUCCCUAAGAAUGUCCUUUUUCCUCUGUUUAUUGUGCAUAUCUUUAUAUAUGUACAUUUGGACUCUUUCAUCCCCACCCACUCAUGCCAAGAACAUAAGUACCUUGAAAAUAAGGAUUGUUUUGGGGAUUGUUUGGUUUUUAGGUCUUUGUACCUAUGAAACAUAGUAAGUGCUUAAUAAAUGCUUGUUGACUGAAA
Molecule: messenger RNA, 2962 nt
Organism: Monodelphis domestica (gray short-tailed opossum)
Lineage: Eukaryota; Metazoa; Chordata; Mammalia; Didelphimorphia; Didelphidae
Gene: ELP3
Product: elongator acetyltransferase complex subunit 3
Biological process (GO): tRNA wobble base 5-methoxycarbonylmethyl-2-thiouridinylation
Cellular component (GO): nucleus; elongator holoenzyme complex; cytoplasm
Molecular function (GO): acyltransferase activity, transferring groups other than amino-acyl groups; iron-sulfur cluster binding
Source: RefSeq, a predicted model, not a curated record